AUGGAUGGGAAGGCAGCACCCAACGGCGUGGCCACCAUCGAGGACAGGAUCCUGCGCAUCACCGGCUACUAUGGAUACUACCCGGGAUACUCCAGCCAGAAAAGUGCCUCACGAUCAUCUGUCAUCCAAUGCAAGCCAGGAGGCAACUGCCCCAGCAGACACAGAGGCAUGACUAGGCAGCUCUCCCCUCUAUCUGUUGCUGAAGAUUCUGCUGCUCCCAUUCUUGAGCUGCAGAAUCGAAGUCCCUCGGGAAUCUGUCGGCACAGCAGAGUCGAGAGGCAGAGCAGAUCAGGAGAAGAAGGAACACAAACACACACAGAGAGCAGCAGCCAAGAAGCUGAAGGACAGACACGAUGCCAGUCUUGCACAUCCACAUUUCUCAAGCUAAUCUGGAGAUUCCUGAUAAUUUUGUCCGUCUCUUCCUCCUGGGUUGGGACCACGCAGUUUGUCAAAAUCACUUUUGAGACCUUUGACUGUCCCUUUUUCAUGACUUGGUUCUCAACAAACUGGAACAUUAUGAUUUUUCCCAUUUAUUAUUCUGGGCACCUUGCAACUGCGCAGGAAAAGCAGUCUCCAAUCAAAAAAUUCAGGGAAUGCAGUCGGAUUUUUGGUGAAGAUGGUCUGACGCUGAAACUCUUUCUUAAAAGGACUGCUCCCUUUUCUAUUCUGUGGACUUUGACUAACUACCUGUAUUUACUGGCUUUAAAGAAGCUCACAGCCACAGACGUCUCUGCCCUGUUCUGUUGUAACAAAGCUUUUGUCUUCUUGCUUUCUUGGAUUGUGCUCAAAGACAGGUUCAUGGGAGCAAGGAUAGUGGCAGCAAUAAUGGCAAUCACAGGAAUUGUGAUGAUGGCAUAUGCAGAUGGUUUCCAGGGUGAUUCAAUUAUCGGGGUGGCCUACGCCGUGGGAUCAGCCUCCACAUCUGCACUGUAUAAGGUUUUGUUCAAAAUGUUCCUUGGGAGUGCAAACUUCGGGGAAGCGGCUCAUUUCGUGUCCACCCUGGGCUUCUUCAACUUCAUCUUCAUCUCCAUCACCCCCAUCAUCCUCUACUUCACAAAAGUGGAGUACUGGUACCCCUUCUCUGCCGUGCCCUGGGGUUACCUGUGUGGAGUAGCUGGCCUCUGGUUAGCUUUCAAUAUCCUGGUUAACGUUGGGGUGGUGCUGACCUACCCCAUCCUGAUCUCCAUUGGCACUGUGCUCAGCGUCCCUGGAAAUGCAGCCGUGGACCUGUUGAAGCACAAGAUGAUCUUCAGCGUGGUGCGACUGGGGGCCACCAUCAUCAUCUGCAUCGGCUUCCUGCUCAUGCUGCUGCCCGAGGAGUGGGACGAGAUCACCCUGAGGUUCAUCAACAGCCUGAAGGAGAAGAAGAGCGAGGAUCACUCCGAGGACAUCACGGAAUCCAGUGUCCACACGAGGAGCAGGAGCAGAGCCAACGGGACAGUGUCCAUCCCGCUGGCCUAG
Cinclus cinclus is the source of this 1461-nucleotide messenger RNA. RefSeq names its product solute carrier family 35 member F4 (gene SLC35F4). The transcript is spliced from 8 exons. Bases 1 to 1461 code for a protein of 486 amino acids. Gene Ontology annotation, cellular component: membrane. NCBI's taxonomy places the organism in Eukaryota, Metazoa, Chordata, Aves, Passeriformes, Cinclidae. The record is from RefSeq and is a predicted model, not a curated record.